Cladocopium goreaui is the source of this 3486-nucleotide messenger RNA. NCBI's taxonomy places the organism in Eukaryota, Dinophyceae, Suessiales, Symbiodiniaceae. The record is from the annotation of a GenBank genome assembly.
AUGGCGAUGGAGAGGGAGCCUUUGGUGGGGUUGAAUGCGCUUGCUGCGGUUUCCCAGUGGCUGGCAAAGGCCCUGACGGAGACCUCUGAGAUGGCGGAGGGCCGGGAGUUGGUGUUGGCAGAGGCCGAACAGCUCUUCCAGCGGCUCAGUCUCUUCAGGCCAUCUGUAGUUUCUCGAGACGAAUGGCUGCACUAUUGGAUGUUAGACUCCUCCGCACCCAGUCACUACGCACUCACCAUCCUCCAGGAUGAGUUGCGGAAGCUGGUGCGGAAAGAGGCACCCAAGGUGGUUGACCUGAUGCUUCAGCUCUUCCUGCAAGCUGAUGCCGAUGCCGAUGGGGAGAUCAGCAACCAGGAUAUGGCGCGAUGUUGCAAGAAGUGUUGCCAGAACAGUUGGGACAUGCCGCUUGAAGGUGCAAAGAAGUGGUUGGCUAGAGGCCGGAAGACCGAGGAUGGGACGCUGAACUACUUCGAGUUUGUCAGCGAGCUGAUCGGACGCCAGCAGCAUGAUGCCCGCGCGCCCCAGAACGCCAAGUGCCUCCAAAUUUUCCAUCACCUUCAGCAUUUGCCAACCCAUUUGCCACCUGGCGCCUUGCCAUCUGGUGCCCUCCCCGUCACGCCAUGGCAACGGAGCCCCAUGGUGUGGCGCUGGGUGGCGCUGACCGGUGCCCUGGGCGCUCACGGCCCAGGGCCUUGGCGGGUCGAGGAGCGCCCCGUACUGCGGCCCUUGGAUGGACCACUGGGAUGGCGCUUGGGCAUGGCCAAUGCGGAGCCCAACAGGCGCUACCUCCAGGCCGUGGAGGACUUGGUGGGCGAUCCUCUUCACAAGGCCAAUGCCCUGCUCAACACGGAGUCUGGCAAGGCCUGCUACAAUUCCACUUGCUCCAAUUCUCUUGGAGGUGGUGCCUGUGACUACGACAAGGUUUUCCAAGCCGUUGCCAAGGCCAUCAGAAUCAUCUCAGUUGCUCAGGGCAGGAUGAAGCGCGAGUUUCAUGAGGUCUGUGAGCAAAGCUUCGGGAGCUUUCCGCGCAGCCUUUUGUUGGGCAUGGACUCCCCAGUUCAAACAGCCAGGAGUGCCUUGGGUGUAGUGGUGAUGCGCUUGAAGCACUUGCGGGAGCAGCUGCAGACCGGUGUUCCUCCGUGCAUGCAAGCCAUGGAGGAGGUGCUGUACGCCAAUGUGGACCUGUCCCGCUUUGGGCUGGAGGUCAUAUCGCUGCUGGACCAUCAGCUGACAAUUGAAUCAUGUGGUGCCGGGGAGUUGAAGCUGCCGAAAUCAGUGCGGCAUCGCGUGGAUCUAGGAUUUCACCACAACGACAUCGUGGUCUCCUUGCUGCAGCGGUUCCCGGCAGGGCGUCCGGAGCUGCUGAUGGUGGAGGUGGGCACGGCAGCAGCGGAUUUCACCGUGCACGUCUUGAAGGCCCUGGUGCAGGUGCAGGUCAUCACCAUAGACCCUUGGCUCAAUGACUUCAACAAGACCGACGGGCCAGGUCCUGGUUUGUUGGUGUCGACCUUGGCGCGCCAAGCGCUGGAGCCUUGGGGCUCCCGGGUGACGCUGCUGCAGAUGACCGGGGAGGACGCAGCGAAACUGCUGCCCGACGCAAAGUACGAUUUGGUCUUCAUUGAUUCCGGUCUGCAUCGGGAAGGCGAUGUGAGAUCCUUCCUGCCUAAGGUGCGGCCAGGUGGCGUCCUUUGUGGCCAUGACUUUUACAAGACCCCCGCCUACACCAGGGCUAUACUCGCCAGUGUUCCGGAGGGAAAGGCCUUGUAUUUGGGUCCUGAUUGGAUGUGGUGGUUUGAGGUUUGGCUCUACCAGUAUGACAUCUCUGGUGGUUUGGCGGCUUGGGCUGCCCCUGUUGCCAUGUUUCAGUCUGUGGAAGGGAUUUGGCAUACUGGUAUCAUUGUCUUUGGCAAAGAGUACUGGUAUGGAGGUCAGUGCUUCGAAAGCAAGCCUGAGUCCACACCCUUUGGAACCCCCUUGAAGAGAAGCUAUUUGGGCGCACGGAAUCCUCCGAUGAGCGGCGCCCGCAGUGCACGCACUGUGGCCAAAGCGUGUUCACCACGCAUCGUGGCAAUCCGAAGCCUCUCUGGGCUAUGUGUGGCCGCAACGCUUGUGCUGGUUCUGGGCUCUGCGGUGACACGCUACAGAUACACCGAGCCUUGCGAGCUGGGCGAUGCGGGCGUGUCGCAGGCCCUUUUUGACUACAUGUCCUUUUAUAGCUGCUCCGCGCUGCUACCCCGAGCUGUAAAGGCAGUCUUCCUGCUGCUAUGGUUGGCGCUGCUGAUCAGCAUGCUGGCCAGCACCGCGGACGAUUACUUCGUGCCGCAAUUGGAGGCUCUAUCUGAAAGAUUGGGUCUGCAGGAGGACGUAGCAGGGGUCACUCUGCUGGCGCUGGGCAAUGGCAUGCCGGACGUGAUGACGGCGUGCAGCUCAGUGAACAAGGCGAAUGAUCUUCCACUGACGAUGGGCGAGUUCCUGGGUGCGGCCAACUUUAUCAUUGUCUUUGUCUUCGCCUGUGUGUUGCUCGCCUCCCCCGGUCCCACCGUGGUGGAGAGCUGGCCCUUUCUGCGCGACUCCUCGAUGUAUUUGCUGGUGGUACUAUUCAUGGUCUGUGUGACUUGGGACGGUCAAAUCAGCUUGCCGGAGUCGCUGUGCUUCUUCGGUCUCUACGGCAUCUACCUGGCCGUGGUGCUGCUCCCAGCCCGGCUGCGUCGCAACGAUGGAGCGCAGCAAGAGGAUGUGGAACUCGAGGAGCCAAGCAGCCCCUCAGACAGUUUCCAACCCUUGGCUUCAGAAUCGGAAGCGGAGGAGGUGGGCCCCCAGGCCUUGGAACCACUGGCAGGGUUGCAGAGUAAGGGUGGUUUGAGCCUGGCUUUGUCCACGAUGGAGCUACCCUUUACUGUGGCGAGGCACCUGUGUAUCCCCUCGGCGGCCUGGAAUCAACCGCGCCGAGUGCUGGCCGCGAUGUGUCCCACCUUUGGGAGUCUCUUUAUGUUUCUGUCCUUCGGCGGCUGGGAGGCCUUCGACGUGCCGCCGGCCAAAGUCCCGGGCUGGGCCAUCUGCGGCUUCCUGGGGAUGGUACUGGGUGUGGCAGUGCUGCGGUUCUCCACUCCUGCCAGACAGCCGCGCUGGCACUUGGCGCUACUGCUCUGGGCGAUGUGUUCGGCAGUGAGUUGGUUCAAUUUCUUGGCCAAUGAGUGCGUGGCAGUGCUGGAAGCCUUUGGAUUGAACCUGGGCAUCUCAUCCUCGGUGUUGGGCAUCACCGUCUUGGCCUGGGGCAAUUCGGUGGGCGAUCUGGUGGCGGACACCGCCUUGGCGCGGCAAAACAGGUCCAAAAUGGCCGUGGCCGGGAUCUUCGGCUCUCCGCUGCUCAGUGACCUGCUGGGUCUGGGCAUCGCGCUGACGUCGCACUGCUGGCAGCAGGGACAAAUGCGGUCGCAGCUCAGCAAGCAGCGCCUUGGCGAGAUGCCCCACGGGACAUCUAGGUGA